ACUUUCUCCUCUGAUCUCCUCUUACCAACAGCGUGACCGCGGUCAUUGACACCACGUGACUCACCUGGACGAUUAAAUCGGAGUCCCCUCACAGUUCCUGUCAUGUGUCGGUCUGCAAUCAAAAUCAGAAACUCACGUCAAAGUCAAAGAUGAUAGCAAGCGAUAUCCACAAGCGGUAGCGACGUCACGAGUCACUUCCGUUUUCCCGAGAAAAUAAAAGGCCCGGGCGUGAUUUAUGAGGUUUGCUUGAGCGUGGCACGGUGUGGUUCACUGUGGGGUAAACGCAGAUACGUAGUGAACCUGUCAGUAACUCGGCUUCAAACAUGCCGCGGAAAUCGUGAUCUUGACGUUUCACCCGAAAAUCCCAAACCGGAAAUGUCAUACUAUUUCCUUUCACUGCGUCUCCGUCUGUCACCACGGAGUGAGAGAAGAUCUACGGGUUUCUAGUGGAAGUCCGCUCUCUAGUACGCGAGCAGGACGAAGCGUUGUGUUGUUGCUGUCGGGUUCAUUCGAGUUGUGGUGCAGCCACGAUCGCGUUGCAGCCGCAGCAGCAAGCCACAAGUCAGUAAAGGUUCAGGAACUGAACCGACAACCUCAGCUGUGUCUGUGGCGGCCAUGUGUGAGGCGCCUCUGGGCACUGGUCAGGUGGAGGAUCAGGUGGAGCACCUGCUGGAAGGCCGGGGGUCAGAGGUCUCAACAUGUGAUGUUGGUCUGGACCAGAGCAAACCGGCCACUCUCAGGAAGACCGUCACCUACAUCGUGAGCGCCGUCAUCUUCAACGAGCAGAACCAGGUGCUGAUGGUCCAGGAGGCCAAACCAGACUGUUACAAACAAUGGUACCUGCCAGCAGGUCGAGUGGAGGUGGGGGAAAACUUUGAAGAGGCACUCAAGAGAGAGGUGAAGGAGGAGGCGGGGUUCGAUUGUGAGCCAAUCACCUUGCUGCUGAUACAGGAGCAAGGACCGCAGUGGAUCCGCUUCGUCUUCCUCGCCAGAGUCACAGGGGGCAGCAUUAAGCCUCUGUCUGCAGCAGACCAAGAGUCUCUGCAGGCCACUUGGUGGGACCAGCAGACGGCCCUCCCUCUGCGGGGACGAGACAUCCUGCAACUCAUCGACUGUGGGCUGAAGUACCGUCAGGAUCCUUGGCAUCCAGUGACCCGACCGGUGGACCUGAGCUGUCGUCAUGUGGUCCAGAGGCUGGUCCUGGUCUACACCAGUGCAGCAGGAGACCUCUGGAUCCUGUUGGUCCGAGCUCCAGUGCUGCACAUUCCCACGGCGGCGGCGUCUGCAGCACAGCGGGCGGCAGCAUGGACGGACCGACGGCAUCUGCUUCAACACUCUGGUGCGGCUGGUACCGGACCCCGUCCGACGCAACGAGGACGGAGAGAAACUGGAGCUGGCGUCCACCAACGAACCUCCCCUUGUGGAGAACCCUCGGUACCUGUGGCACAAGGUCCAGAAGCCGUCUCUGAGAGAGAAGCUGCUGGAGAAGCUGAGGACAACGUCCCUGUUACCGCUGCACAGCCUCUACUGACUACUACCUCGGAGACUCCCAUCUACUUCCCCAAAACACGGACUCCCGUCACUGACGCGUUGUAUUCUUUUCUCUCUGCGUCCUGUGACUCAAGUUUGCCUUGAUGUUUUCAUCACACUCACCAACAGCAUCGUCACGCCACAGUUCGAGUUCCUGUUUUGCUGCUCCUGCAUUCGGAACAGAGAUGCUGUUACUCUAAGUCACUGACUUGUGAGUGUGAAUAAAAUGUAUU
Molecule: messenger RNA, 1763 nt
Organism: Synchiropus splendidus (mandarinfish)
Lineage: Eukaryota; Metazoa; Chordata; Actinopteri; Syngnathiformes; Callionymidae
Gene: nudt18
Product: nudix (nucleoside diphosphate linked moiety X)-type motif 18
Exons: 9
Coding region: 616-1635 (339 amino acids)
Molecular function (GO): 8-oxo-dGDP phosphatase activity; magnesium ion binding; 8-oxo-GDP phosphatase activity
Source: RefSeq, a predicted model, not a curated record